Closterium sp. Naga37s-1 is the source of this 849-nucleotide messenger RNA. The record is from the annotation of a GenBank genome assembly. Lineage: Eukaryota; Viridiplantae; Streptophyta; Zygnematophyceae; Desmidiales; Closteriaceae.
AUGGGGUUGGCACGAACUACUAGAGCUCCCCAUUCACCUCACCACUGCCAACUCCCCAUUCACCUCACCACUGCCAACUCCCCAUUCACCACACCACUGAAAACUCCCCUUUCACCUCACCACUGCCAACUCCCCAUUCACCUCACCACUGCCAACUCCCCAUUCACCUCACCACUGCCAGCUCCCCAUUCACCUCACCACUGCCAACUCCCCAUUCACCUCACCACUGCCAACUCCCCAUUCACCACACCACUGAAAACUCCCCUUUCACCUCACCACUGCCAACUCCCCAUUCACCUCACCACUGCCAACUCCCCAUUCACCUCACCACUGCCAGCUCCCCAUUCACCUCACCACUGCCAACUCCCCAUUCACCUCACCACUGCCAACUCCCCAUUCACCACACCACUGAAAACUCCCCUUUCACCUCACCACUGCCAACUCCCCAUUCACCUCACCACUGCCAACUCCCCAUUCACCUCACCACUGCCAACUCCCCAUUCACCUCACCACUGCCAACUCCCCAUUCACCUCACCACUGCCAACUCCCCAUUCACCUCACCACUGCCAACUCCCCAUUCAGCUCACCACUGCCAACUCCCCUUUCACCUCACCACUGCCAACUCCCCUUCAACCUCACCAAUGCCAACUCCCCUUUCACCUCACCACUGCCAACUCCCCUUUCACCUCACCACUGCCAACUCCCCUUUCACCUCACCACUGCAAACUACACAUUCACCUCACCACUGCCAAUUCCCCAUUCACCUCACCACUGCCAACUCCCCUUUCACCUCACCACUGCCAACUCCCCUUUCACCACUGCCAACUCCCCUUUCACCACACCACUGA